Messenger RNA from Lolium perenne, 1194 nucleotides. The record is from RefSeq and is a predicted model, not a curated record. Lineage: Eukaryota; Viridiplantae; Streptophyta; Magnoliopsida; Poales; Poaceae.
AUGGCGGCGCCGGAGGCUCCAGACUGGAGCACACUUCCGGAGGAGCUCCUGGAGUGCAUCGGUAAUAUGCUCCAAUCGCGUCGGGAAGCCGUCAAGUUCCGAUCGAUCUGCCCCACCUGGCGCGCGGCGCUUCCCUUCGCCAAGUACAUCGCGCCAGUGCUCAUGCUGCCGUUUGGCCCCGAGUCACUGGACGGCGCCGUCACCUUCUACACUGUCGCGGACGGAGGCGCAACAACCUUCACGAGGAACCUUCCGUUGCUGCGCGGCAAGAAGCUGUGCGGCUCAUCGCGUGGGUGGCUCGCCCUCGUCGACGAGGCCGCGUCAGUAACACUUCUCAACCCGCUCACCGGCACCACCAUCGAGCUCCCGCCGGCGGUCGAGCGCGUCGUGGGUGCCUCUUUUAGGCUCCUGGUGGUGACGUCCAAUGGGAGCGAGCGGAUAAAGCUUCUUUUGGAAAACGGCCAAUACAUCUUCCUCAAGCUGGACGAGAUGAAGAAGAGGGCCUUCCGCCAGAUCGUGCUGUCUUCGUCAUCGCCAGCCUCGGGUGACUGCGUGGCCAUGGCAGCUCUCGCUGACUCGGGAACCGUCGCGUUCUGCCGUGUCGGCGUCGACGGAGCGUGGACGCUUCUCAACGCCAACCUGCCAGCGGGCCCCGUCACCUCCAUCAUUCACAUCGGCGGAAGCAGGUUCCUGGCUAUCUGCGACCGCGGAACCGGAAGGCCCGGAGCGAUCUCCAUCUGCGAUGUUGGCGGUGCAGUUCCCACAGCGACACGGGUUAAGCCAUUGUAUGGACCUCCCAAAUGUACGGCAUGGCCCUGCAACUAUCUGGAAGUGAAUGGCGAGCUGUACGUCGUGGUCACCGUCGCGCAGGUCUCGGCCCCCCUCAGUAGCCAUGUCUACAAGUGCAAUGUCGUGGCUGCGAAGCCGAGCUGGACCAAGGUAAAGAACACCCACGGUCUAACACUUUUCAUGUCGACUAAUUUCACGGUGGGCUACGGCGGAGGACCAAGCAUCUCGGCCGCAUUGGAGAGGAAUUCCAUCUACAGCGCUAAACCUGAUCCCUGCCGUGACCAGUUAGAAUUGGAGAUAAUCGACAUCGCCAAUGGGACGUCUAAGCUGUUCCAACCUUGUCACAAAAAGAUUCAGGGUUCAGGCCGGACUGUCUGCUGGAUUCAGCCCAAUCAUUGGGCAUAA